This is a messenger RNA of Caenorhabditis briggsae, 2697 nucleotides long. It is a transcript of the gene Cbr-vps-41, whose product is annotated as Protein CBR-VPS-41. Bases 1 to 2697 code for a protein of 898 amino acids. The record is from RefSeq and is a predicted model, not a curated record. Gene Ontology annotation, molecular function: protein binding. Lineage: Eukaryota; Metazoa; Nematoda; Chromadorea; Rhabditida; Rhabditidae. Gene Ontology annotation, cellular component: late endosome; HOPS complex. Gene Ontology annotation, biological process: endosomal vesicle fusion; cellular response to starvation; vesicle-mediated transport. The transcript is spliced from 13 exons.
AUGGAUGAAAGCAAUGACAAGGAGAAUGAGUUUGGCGAUUCGUUUCUGGAAGACUCUGGAGAUAUCACACGUACCACUGAGGAUGAAGAUGAGGCCCCACUAGAACCUCGAUUCAAAUACGAACGGCUCGAAGGAGAAAGCACACUGCCCUUCAUGAAAACCGCUACAUUCACAUCAAUCGACCUGCACGACAAAUUCAUUGCUAUAGGAACUGCUAGCGGGCUCAUCUAUAUUCUUGAUCAUCAUGGAUACGGAAAUUUUGACAGUGUGCCGCCACUGAAACCACAUAGAUGCGCAGUUUCAAAGUUGAAAUUCGACGAAACGGGAUCUUACAUUCUCAGUUGUGCCAAUGAUUCAAAAUUGGUGGUCUCCGGAAUUGGAAAUGACAAAUUGUGCUGUACAGUGAACAUCCAAGUGAUGCCAAAAUCGAUUUGCUUCUCUCCAGACUUCAUUCGCCAACAAUCUGGUCACUGCUUUAUUAUGGGAGAGCGUAAUCUGGUCCUAUAUGAAAAACGUUUAUUUCAAUAUAAAGCUUCCAAUUUGUAUUCUGGUUCUGAGCGAGAUGGCUUUAUCCAUUGCUGCUCUUGGAACGAUAAUCUUAUUGCAUUCACCAAUGACACUGGAACACGGGUUUAUGAAAGAGGUACAGAAAAGAUAUUAACAAGUGUACAACCAACGCAUGACGUGGAUCGUGUUCGCUCUUCAAGAUGCCCACCAAAGCAUAUGUGGAUGUCGGAGAACACCCUGGUGAUCGGAUGGGCUGAUACAGUAACUGUACUGAAAAUCAAAGGAAACGAAGGAAUGCGAAAAGGAGAGAUUCAUCACAUUUUCCACGUCUCCAUGUUCAUUUCUGGCAUUUCUUACCUGCCCAAAAACGGUUCGGAUUACGAAUUGUUCCUGGUUGGUCUUCAAAUGGAAGGAGAGGAUUUUGACGAUUGCGCGUCUGUCAUGUCUACAAUGACCACGUUAACUGCUAUGGAGAGUUCUGCCACUGCGACAUUGAAGACUUGUGUAAUCCGGCCACUCGGGCUCAAGGACUACGAGCUACAAUCAGAAGAUGAGAUAGUGAAUAUCCGACUAUCAACGCACACCCUACCAUAUAUGAUUCAUGGACUUGGCAUUCCAUACCUUUCCACUUAUUUCAUUUUGACGACAAAACAAAUCAUCAUGGCUGUUCCGUACGGUCCGGAAGAUGGAAUCAAAUGGCGGCUACAGUAUAAACUGUACACCGAGGCAUUCGAAAUGGCAAAAGAACAUGCGGACAUGCUUGCAAAAACAGACGUGAGCCCCAAAAAAGUGGGGCGAAAGAUCAUCGAGGGGUACUUAGAAAGUAAAAAGGCUAGAGUAGCGGCUUCUUGGCUUUCUUCUAUCUGUGGAGACUGCAAAGAGGAGUGGGAGUGGGCUGUGGAUAGAUUUCACGACGCUAAAAUGUCUACAUUGUUGGGUGAUGUUUUACCUGAUUCCAAGCCUAGACUCGAUCCCAGUGCCUAUGAAAAAGUGCUACUGGCCUCACUUUUCAAUAAUGUCAAGUUGUUCCGGAGAUUAGUGCAGACAUGGAGUCCGGACUUGUACAUGACCAGCACAAUCAUCGAUCAAACACAGUGGCGAAUCCAACAAAUUAGCAAAUCAGAGGACAUAGAAGAUGUUGAAGAGGUCGAGAAGAUAUUGAUGGAUGCGCUAGCUCACUUGUAUCUUUAUGAGAGGAAAUAUGAAAGCGCUCUGAAAAUUUUGAUGAUUUGCCAGGAUUUUCAAAUUUUCAAUGUCAUCGAUAAGCAUCAACUUUUCGAUCUUGUGAAGGAUCAAAUAUCAGAUCUGAUGAAUAUUAACUCUGAACGUGCUCUUCGUCUUCUUUUGGACAAUGCGGAUUCUGUGGAGCCAUCUUUCGUGAUGGCGAAGAUCAAUGGACAACCAAAACUUCAGCUCGCCUAUCUUACAAAGCUAAUGAGUAGGAAUGAGGGAAUCGAAUUUGCCGACAAAGCAGUUCAGCUGUAUGCGGAUCAUGAGAAGAAAAAGUUGCUGCCAUUCCUGAAGAAAAAUGUCAACUAUAAUGUGACGAAGGCAAGAAAAUUGUGCUCCGAUAGAGGAUUUGUGGAAGAGACCAUAUUCCUCCUAGCCAAAAGUGGCAAUCACUAUGAAGCCGUUAAGAUGAUGGUUCGAGAGUAUAAGAAUAUCGAAAAGGUGAUAGCCUACUGUAAAGAUCAAAACGACCGUGACCUUUGGAUUCAUCUUCUCGAGGUGGUGGCAGACUUCCCGACCCACUUCUCACAGCUGAUCAUUGAAGCAUCCAACUGUCUGGAUCCAAUUCUGAUUAUGGACAAACUCCCAGACGACGUAGACAUCCCAAAUUUGAGUGAAGCGUUGGAGAAGCUUCUGACAGAUUUUACGAAUUAUGUCGAACUUCAGCAGUGCUGCUACGAUUCAACACUAAAUGACCUGCACGUGCUCACCAACAACUUGAUGCUUGCAUCGGAUAAAUCAGUCUCUGUCAGUCUAAUGACUAGAUGUAGUUUGUGUUCCCAAGUAAUCAUGAAUACGGGUCAGGAUAUGAUUCCGCGAAAGUUCAACGAUAUCAAAGUGUUCAAGUGCGGUCACAUCUUCCAUCUCACUUGCUCGGCUUCCGAGAUUGAUCGCCGACAAAUGAUUGAGGACGGGAUUUGCAUUGCGUGCUCGGACAACUCGGACCAUGUCAACGUAUAA